UGUACGUAUAAAUAAUCGCUGCAAAGUCGGAAGAGAAGAGACGAAGGGAUUCGAAACCCUAGACCAAGACGACGAUGGUGUUCUACUUCAAGGCGCGGCCGGAGGCCGGAGAUUAUACCAUAUUCAUGGGCCUUGACAAGUACGAGAAUGAGGAGCUCAUCAAAUACGGUUUCCCCGAAGACAUUUGGUUCCAUGUGGAUAAGAUGUCUUCGGCCCAUGUGUAUCUGAGAUUAAACAAGGGUCAAACAAUUGAUGAUAUACCGGAAGGUGUAUUGGAAGAUUGUGUGCAACUUGUUAAAGCAAAUUCUAUCCAAGGCAAUAAAGUAAAUAAUGUUGAUGUUGUGUACACUCCUUGGUCAAAUCUGAAGAAGACUCCUUCGAUGGAUGUUGGCCAAGUUGGUUUCUACAACUCAAAAAUGGUUCGCACAACCAGAGUUGAGAAACGCAUAAAUGAGAUAGUUAAUCGCCUGAACAAGACAAAGGUGGAAAGAAAGCCAGAUUUGAAAGCUGAAAGAGAGGCAGUUAAUGCUGCUGAAAGGGCAGAGAGGAAACAACAUCUUCGAGAAAAAAAACGACGGGAAGAAUUAGAGAGACUGGAGAAAGAGAGACAGGCUGAGGUAAGGAGCUACAAGAAUUUGAUGGUAGCUGAGAAGAUGACAUCCAACAAGGACAUUGCAUCUGCCAGCAAGUCCCUGCAAGAACUCGAGGAAGAUUUUAUGUGAAUGCCAAAAGUUCCAACAAUUUGCAGAAAGUAGCAAGUGAUCCAUCAUCUCCCAGUAUUUGCACCGAACAAGAAGUCGUUGAAAGAAGAUCAGGAAUUUACCCGAGAGAACAGGCUGGGAUGGGAUCAGUGCCUAAUUUGGUUGUGCUUCAUUCUUAGCUUAGUGAUAUCUUCAACCUUGAAGCUCUUAUGGUGUUAGCAAAAAAUUAACACAUUUUGAGAGCAAAAAGAGGAGAUUUUUAGCUCACAUAUUGUUGAUAAGCUUUUUCUGUAUGUUCCCUAUUUCAAGAUUUACUGCUGAAAGGAAACCCUUUUGCUUACAA
Molecule: messenger RNA, 1044 nt
Organism: Andrographis paniculata
Lineage: Eukaryota; Viridiplantae; Streptophyta; Magnoliopsida; Lamiales; Acanthaceae
Exons: 6
Coding region: 75-722 (215 amino acids)
Source: RefSeq, a predicted model, not a curated record